AUGGCUCCGACGACGGUGCCGACUGGCAGCAAAAAACCAGCUAAGCAGCCGAAUUUUGUUGUCAAUAGAAAGAAACGAUUCUUCAAAAUUCGCGGGCUUCCGUCGAUGGGCUCAGGCGCCGGGCUUGUGCCAGAUGAAGACAGUGAAACCCGUGGUAGGCGACGUUUCGACAAAUCGCUCACCAUGCUGACCCAUAUCGUUGUCAAGAUGCUGCGCGACACACCGGAUGGAGUGCUGUACCUAGGCGAUGUUUCACAGACCCUGUCCGAACGACAGAAGAGACGCAUAUACGACGUGACGAACGUGCUGGAAGGCAUAGGGCUCGUAAAGAAACAGGCCAAAAAUCACAUCAAGUGGAUUGGGGAAGAGUUGACGACGGAAUCAUGUCUCGGAACAGCACGGCAGAUCGGGGUGCACAUGCGAACGCGCCGCAACAUGGAACUGCGCGAAGCCUGGUUUGAUGCGCAGUUAGACGCGAUGAGGAAAAGCACUGAAAUAAUGUUCCAGGACGAGGCGAGUCGCUCUUACCUGUAUGUAAGCAGUGACGACAUAUCGACAGUGCUAGGCGACCAUAGGCGGUUGCUCGUACUUAGUGAGGACGAGUCUAGCAAGAAACGGCAGCUGCGUCACAACGAGAACAUCACCGCAAGCAACCGGAAAACCCUGUUCGGACCAAUCCCGUACGGUACCAGCAGUCGCAAGCUGGUGGUGCAGUCGAAACCAAACGGGCCUCCACUGCAGCUGAUGGUGUUGAAGGAACCGACUGGGUCGUGCUAUACGCGCCCAAGCAGACGAUCGGCGGUGCUGCGAGGGUUCGCCUCGAAUCGACCAUACGUAAAGCUGCUGACAGAGGACGAUGAUGAUGAUCGGCCGAAGGAACGUGCAAUAAUUGACCCGCUAGCUGUUGAUCCAUCUCCGGGCGAACUGGACUCAUAUACCGACGAUGAAUACGAGGCACCGAAGCGGCGGCAACGGCUAGCUGAGAUACUGCUCGACGAUCGUAACUCGAGCCAGCACAGUCUGUAUCGACCGAAUGGUUGGAAAAACAAGCGAAAGGAAACGCUUGGACUCAUCAAACCGUUCCUGGUGGUCGAACCGCAAUUCUACGGCAGUUACACGUUUGCGCUCGCUAAAAACGAGAGCGUAACGGAUUUGUUUGGGCUCGAGUCAACUAGCAAUCACCAAAGAACGGAGCAGGAAUCCGAUUCCUCGCCAACUAGCUGCCGAAGCGAGUGA
Molecule: messenger RNA, 1236 nt
Organism: Anopheles nili
Lineage: Eukaryota; Metazoa; Arthropoda; Insecta; Diptera; Culicidae
Product: transcription factor E2F5-like
Exons: 3
Coding region: 1-1236 (411 amino acids)
Biological process (GO): regulation of transcription by RNA polymerase II
Cellular component (GO): RNA polymerase II transcription regulator complex
Molecular function (GO): DNA-binding transcription factor activity, RNA polymerase II-specific; RNA polymerase II cis-regulatory region sequence-specific DNA binding
Source: RefSeq, a predicted model, not a curated record